AUGGAGGAAAUCUCUCUAUCACCGACAUAUGAUGUCGUCAUCAUCGGCGGCGGCCAUAACGGGCUCACGGCAGCGGCAUACCUCGCUAAAGCAAACUUGUCAGUGCUUGUUUUGGAGCGGCUGGAGUCUACAGGUGGAGCCGCCGUUAGUGUUGCCGCCUUCGACGGAUGUGAUGCCCAUCUGUCCCGAUACUCCUACCUAGUCAGUUUGAUGCCAAAACAAAUUAUCGAAGAUCUCGGUCUGAAAAUUGAGUUGGUGCGACGCCGCUACUCCUCGUAUACGCCAGUCCCGGGGUAUCUAGAGGACCGUGGAUUGCUUAUCGAUAAGCUAGAUGAGGGCGCAACGCGUGCAUCCUUCAGCAGAAUUGGAGCGGAAAGUGACUUUGAAAGCUUCAACGCCCUAUACCAAGACACUACUAAGGUCGCCCAAGCGAUAUGGCCGACGGUUACGGAACCGUUAAUUACACGAAGCCAAGCCAAGGCACGUCUCGGGGACGAUGCCCUGUGGCACGCAGUGUUCGAGGAACCGAUAAGAAAAUUUAUAGAGACGCGUCUCUCCCAUGAUCUUGUUCGCGGCGUCGCCCUCACCGAUGCGGUUAUUGGAACUUUCGGAGACACGGAUGACCCUUUAGCUGAGAAUCGUUGUUUCUUAUACCACGUUAUUGGCGGAGGCACUGGUGAUUGGGAUGUCCCAGUCGGUGGUAUGGGCCACGUCAGUCAACAGCUCGCAGAUGCAGCUAGUCGUGCGGGUGCGGUCAUUAUGACAGGUGCAGAGGUGUCUUCGGUCAACGUUGAUGGCACCGUUCGGUUUGUCGUUGACGGGGUAGAGAACGCCGCGACCGGCCGACGAGUCCUUUCCAACGUUGCACCGCAUGUUCUUCACGACCUCAUGGAAAAGUCUAGUAUUCCGGGCGAGGAGCUGCGACCUGAGGGUAGCCAAGUCAAGAUGAAUUUGUUGCUAAAACGCUUGCCGAAACUUCGGGACAAAAUGGUUUCUCCCGAGGCGGCAUUCGGCGGGACCUUUCACAUCAACGAAAGGUACGACCAGCUUUCAAAGGCGCAUAAGCAAGCCCUAGCCGGAACUAUUCCAAAUCCUUUACCGUGCGAGGUCUAUUGCCACUCCUUAUCAGACGCCUCAAUUCUUGGUCGUGAGCUCGUCAAUUCCGGCGCUCACACCCUGACGCUUUUCGGGUUACAUGUCCCCAACCGCCUUAUCACCGCCGAGAAUAAUGAGGCGCAGCGUACAAAGCUGCAGAGAGCCGCUAUUGACUCUCUAAACUCUGUUCUCGCAGAGUCUAUCGAGGAUUUGCUCAUCGUCGACGCACAUGGCCAGCCAUGCAUUGAGACUAAGACGACUCGCGAUAUCGAGCUAGCGCUCAAUAUGCCUGGCGGCAAUAUAUUCCACGGCCCUCUCUCAUGGCCCUUCCUCGAGGAUGACUAUACGCCGACUACACCUGCUGAGCGGUGGGGCGUCGAAACUGGAUACGGCGAGAGAAUCCUUAUGUGCGGGUCCGGAGCUAGAAGGGGAGGGGCUGUCAGUGGUAUCGGGGGCCACAACGCUGCAAUGGCUGUGCUUGAUUCGAUAUCACGAUAG
Molecule: messenger RNA, 1593 nt
Organism: Parascedosporium putredinis
Lineage: Eukaryota; Fungi; Ascomycota; Sordariomycetes; Microascales; Microascaceae
Source: the annotation of a GenBank genome assembly